This is a messenger RNA of Ilex paraguariensis (yerba mate), 241 nucleotides long. The record is from the annotation of a GenBank genome assembly. NCBI's taxonomy places the organism in Eukaryota, Viridiplantae, Streptophyta, Magnoliopsida, Aquifoliales, Aquifoliaceae.
AUGGAGCCUGGCUGUCCAAAUCUAAUCCCAGUGCAUGGUAUCGAAAUAGCACGUUCUGUUCCUUUGUUCAUUGGAAGUGCAGCUACUUCCGCCACUGCGAUAGCUCCCGUCGCAUUCAACUCGAAAAAGCGAAGUGCUCGCGUAUUUCCUACAUCCAGAGCUAGUCGGCGUUUAACGCCCAUUGCUCCGAAGCCUAAUGAUACUCCCGAUGUGGAAAAUCAACCUGAUUCCGUUGUUCUCA